AUGUCUGAACGUGAUCAAAAUAUCAUUAGAUGGUUAGAAGAGUGUGAAUUAGAUUCCGAGGAUGAAAGGGACGUGCCGGAAUUACCAAAUGAAGACUGCAGUGAUGUAGAAGAUGUUCCAUUAGACCACGUCAUUGAUGGUGAGUGUCAAUCAGACUCUGAAAUUGAUGUUGAAGAGUUAAAUGAAUAUGACGAUACAAAUGAUCUGCCAGUUGAUGAUGCAUCUUCCGAUGAUGAUGUUCCAUUGUCAAGAUACCGGAACUAUUUCGGAAAAAAUCGGUUCCGUUGGUCGUCUCAACCUCCAGUUUCGCGAUCAAGGACUUUGCAACACAACAUCGUUCAGCAACCUCCAGGAUUGAAAAGGAACUUCAGAGAUGUUUUGAACAGUAAUACAACAUCAUCCGAUUUAUGGCAUUUAUUUUUUACUGAUGAUAUGUUAGAAGAAAUUGUAAAGCAUACUAACGAAAAAAUUAGAAGGAUAAGACCAAACUAUCAAAACCAGACAUGUGUUCAAGACCUUGACGUAAUUGAGCUGAAGGCUUUUAUCGGUAUGUUGUACUAUACCUCAAUUUUCAAAGAGAACCACACACAUUACACAUGUUGGUACAGCACAGAUGGUACAGGAAGAGAGAUUUAUCGUUGUAUAAUGAGUAAGAACAGGUUCAAAACAUUGCUGAAUUGCCUUCGUUUUGAUGAUACGAGCACCAGAGAUGAACGCCGUAGCACUGAUAAAGCUGCACCUAUAUCUCAGCUUUUUGAAAUGCUGAUACAAAACUGCAAAGAAGUUUGUUCAAUUGGCAGUUACGCUUGUAUUGACGAGAUGUUGGUGGCUUUCCGUGGGAGGUGCAGCUUCAAAAUGUACAUGCCGAAAAAACCCAACAAAUAUGGAUUAAAAAUUAUGUGCAUGACUGAUGCCAAAAACGGAUACCUUGUGGAUGCCUACAUAUACUUGGGAAAAGACUCAGAUAGCCAAGGCUUGCCCAUUGAAUACCAAAGAGUGAACAAACCCACGCAAGCGGUUUUGCGAUUGGUUGCGUCGAUUGAAGGAACCCACAGAAAUGUAACGACUGAUAACUGGUUCACUUCGGUGGAGCUAAUGAACAUCCUAAAGCAAAAACAGCUGACACUUGUGGGUACCCUUAAAAAAAUAAAAGGGAAGUAUCUCCUCAAUUUCUGCCUAGCCGUCAUCGGGACGUUGGCUCUUUGA
Messenger RNA from Parnassius mnemosyne (clouded apollo), 1206 nucleotides. NCBI's taxonomy places the organism in Eukaryota, Metazoa, Arthropoda, Insecta, Lepidoptera, Papilionidae. The record is from the annotation of a GenBank genome assembly.